Acanthosepion pharaonis is the source of this 1734-nucleotide messenger RNA. Lineage: Eukaryota; Metazoa; Mollusca; Cephalopoda; Sepiida; Sepiidae. The record is from the annotation of a GenBank genome assembly.
AUGAGCGUCUCAAAGUCAUAUCCAAAUCACAAUCAAAGCCAAGAUAGCGUCUCUUUGGUGAGCACAGAGAGCGAAACGUUUUCUUCAAAGACCAGUGAGAUUUUAAGCGAAGAUAGUUCGAGUGAUCGGUUUGAGAGAACGUCAGCCAUGAUGCCUCGGAGUGAUUCGACGGGAUUCUCGAAGUCUGGUACACAUUACACGACGCUAAAUAAUGGCUUGUCGCAUAGUUCGACUUUUGAAGAAAACACAGCAGAAGCUUCUUUAUCAAACGCCAUUUCAUUCUCCCCUCCAUCUUUAUCUUCCACCACUCCAGAUCCUUUCUCCUCCUCCUCACCCUUAUCCACCUUAUCGUCUUCUCUCUCCCCCUUUUCUUUAUCUUCACCCUCCUCCACUUCUUCGUUCUCUCCUGCUUCUUCCUCUUCCUCCUACUCUUCUGUGACCUCCUCCGCUUCUGUACCCUCCGUUUCUUCUUCUUCUUCUUCUUCUUCUUCUUCUUCUUCUUCUUCUCUCCUACUCUUUUGUACCCUCCUCCGAUUCUUCUUCUUCUUCUUCUUCUUCUCUAUACUCUCCCGCCUCUUCUUCCCCGUCUUCUUUCUCUGCCUCCAUUGCUUUACCAUCCUCCUUUUCUUCGUCCUCUUAUUUUUCUUCUUCUUCUCUUGCUUCCACUACUGUAUCCUCCUCAUCUUCUUCCUUCACUUCUACGCCCCCCUCGUCUUCUUUAUCACCUUUCUUUUAUUCUUUAUCCUCCCCUCCUCCCUCUUCUUUAUCUUCUUCCGCUGUAGCCUCCUCUCCUUUUUUCCCUUCCUCCUCCUCUUCCCCCUCCUCCUCUCCAGUUUAUUCUUCUUUAUCCUCUUCCUCUUUGUCCUCAUCUUCGUUAUCCUCCGCAACACCCUCUUCAUAUUCAUCUUCCCCCUCCUCUCUUUUAUCGUUCUCUUCCUCAACUUUUUUGCCUUACUCUCCCUCUUCUUCAUUAACCUCCUCCUCCGUGUCGCCCUCUUCAUCUCCUUUGUCCUUCACUACUCCCUCUUCCUUAUUUUCCUCCUCUUUAUCGUUCCCCCGUUCCUCCUCUUCAUCCUCCUACUCCACUUUUUUAGCGGCUUCCUCCUCAUCAACUUCCACCCCCUUAACUUCCUCUUCCUCCUCUUCAUCAUCUUCGUUCUCCUCUCCUUCCUCUUCAUUAUCUUCCCCCUCUUCAUUAUCGUCAUCCCCCUUCUUUUCAUCUUCUUUGGCGUCCACCGCCUCCUCUUCAUCAUUUUCCUCCUCCUCUUCAUCUUCUUCGUUCUCCUCCUCUUCCUCUUCUUUUGCUUCCCCCACCUCCUCUUUAUCGUCUUCCUCUUCUUCGUCUUUGUUUUCCUCCCCAUUAUUGUCCUCCUCUUCAUCUUUAUCUUCUGCCCACUCCUCUCCAUUAACUUCCUCCUCUUCCUCCCCCUCUUUACCAUCCACCUCUUUAAUGUCCUCCUCUUUAUCUUCCUCCUCCUCUUUAUCGUCUUCAACUUCAUCGUCUUUGUUUUCCUCCCCUUCCUCUUCAUUAUCUCCUCCCUCCUCCUCUUUAUCAUCUUCGUCUUCUUUUUUUUCUUCUUCUUCCGCUUUGUCCUCAUCCCGCUCUUCAUUAUCCUCCGCUUCCUUAUUAUCAUCGCCUUCUACCUUUCUUUCCUCUCUUUCCACCAAUGUGUCCCUAUCACCAUUACUAACAGCCCCUCCGUUACCAGUCCAAGCGGCAACGCCCUUUUCUAG